AUGGGCUUCGAUGGCACCUCGGUCACUCCUCACAUUCGUACGCUGAUCGAGGAACAUCAUGUUGGCUGCAUACUACUUACUGCCAAGAACUGCAAAUCCGCCGAAGAUACUACGACGCUUAUUUACGAGCUACAGAAGAUUGCUCACGAUGCUGGCCAUCCUGUUCCCCUGGCGAUUGGCAUUGACCAGGAGAAUGGCGGCGUCAACAGUCUUUUCGAUGACAUCUAUAUCCGUCAAUAUCCCAGUAACAUGGGAAUGGCAGCUACAGGUUCUACCGAGCUAGCUUUCGAAGUAGCCAAAUCGACUGCACAAGAGAUUGCUGCGUGUGGUAUCAACUGGAUCUUCGGUCCGUGUCUGGAUGUACUCACCAAUGCACGUAACCAGCCUCUGGGAGUCAGGACGGCUGGUGAUGAUCCUCAGGAAGUGUCUGCCUUUGGAUGCGCCUUCAUGGCAGGCUACAAAGACGCUGGGGUGGUGACUCUAGGCAAGCACUUUCCUUCGUACGGUAAUCUGGAGUUUCUAGGCUCAACACUCGACGUGCCGAUCAUCACAGAGUCCCUAGAGCAACUGAGCCUAAGCGCUUUGAUACCGUUCAAGAAGGCUAUUGAAAGAGGUCUUGAUUCCAUGAUGGUUGGUGGUUGCGCCAUGUCAUCGGCCGGACUGAAUGUGAUGCACGCUUGUUUGUCUGAGCAAGUUGUCGACAAUCUCCUUCGUAAGGACCUGAAGUUUGACGGUGUCGUGGUCUCGGAGUGUUUGGAGAUGGAUGCUCUCAGUCACAACAUCGGUGUAGGUGGCGGCACAGUGAUGGCGGUCAACGCUGGCUGCGAUGUGAUACUUCUAUGUCGAUCGUUUUCACUUCAACAAGAAGGGCUGAAAGGCCUCAAGACCGGCAUAGAGAGUGAAAUGGUCUCGAGAGAACGCAUCUUCAACUCCCUCAGACGCAUACUAGCCAUGAAGAAGAAGUGCACAUCAUGGGAGAAAGCAUUGAACCCGCCGGGUAUCAACUACCUAGAGAAACUUCAACCAUCGCAUACCGCACUAUCAACAAAAGCAUACAACAGCUCCAUCACAGUUGUGCGAGAUAAGAACAGGCUUCUGCCGCUGACAAACAUAAUCGAAAGCGAGGAGGAGCUUCUUCUGCUGACACCGUUGGUGAAGCCUUUGGCUGCAUCAGCUGCAUCACGAGCAAUGUCCGACGCUGCUAAUGGCGCAGCCAGUCACUCACCAGAGCCAGCUGCUUGGGAUCGGAGUUCGUCAGUUAUGAGCGGAGAACGAGUCUUCAGGGAACUGGGCCGUUCUCUCGCCAGGCAACGCAACGGACGACUGCUUCAUACAUCUUACACUGCGAACGGUGUCCGCCCAGUCCACGAGAACCUCAUCAAUCGGGCAAGUGCCAUCAUCGUCCUUACGGCUGACGCAAACCGGAAUCUGUAUCAGCAUGGCUUCACCAAGCAUGUCUCAAUGAUAUGCAACAUGCAAUACACAACUGGUGGCGAAAGGCGUGAGAAGCCUCUUAUUGUUGUCGCCGUGUCGUCGCCGUAUGACUUUGCAAUGGACAAUACCAUUGGAACUUAUAUAUGCACUUAUGACCUAACUGAGACCGCUCUCAACUCGUUAGUACGCGUGCUAUAUGGGGAACUGCAAGCGACUGGAUCCCUCCCGGGUACGCUCAGCAAGAAACAACCUAUGACGCGACAACAUUGGCUCGUUGAGAAUUUUAACGAGACUCGAGACGAAAAGGCUCUGGAUACACUGAUCGCAGCUGUUGUCGAGGGUACAGGCUCAAACCAACGGUCGGAGAUGUCAAGCGCGACCUCGAGUUCGUUCAUCCUGCACCACCCGGAGGUAGAGGAGUCACAUUUCGUCGUUAGGAACAGCAGCACACAAGCACUGUAUGGAUUCUGCUCGACCUACUUUUUCAAGGCUACUGGCACUGGUGUGAUUGGAGCCUUGUUCGUAGAUCCAGCGAGGAGAAAGCUCUCGAUUGGUCAUUCGCUGCACAACCGAGCUAUCCGUACACUGCUGCAGAAAGGAAGUAUUAAGAGAUUCCAGCUUGGAUCACGCCUCCCAAGUAUGUAUCUUGGAAUCCCAACCGGACAUGGAAUUGAGCGCAAACGACUUCGGUCGUGGUUUGCUCAGCUUGGCUGGGGUGCUGCGCUUUCUCGUCCAGUCUGUAGCAUGGUUGCGCGCAAUCUGCAGGCAUGGACCCCACCUACUGGCAUGGCGAAGAGUCUAGCAAGCGCAGGAGCACAAUUCGACCUUGUGUACGGAUGGGAUUAUGCAGCACCCAUUCUCGACCACAUCAAAACGAGCAACCGUCAAGGUCUGGCAGAGGUGUACAAGCUUGCGCUCACAGACCCGACAGCCUGUGGGAUCAUUCGGGCAAAGCGACCAGAAGAUGGCGCGUUGGUGGGCACUGUUGUGCUUUACAAUAACCACUCGCGACUUGCUGAGUACAUACCCCCAUUGAAGGACCUCAACGAGGCGGCUGGAGGUAUUUCCUCACCCGUCAUAUCACCUGGUGUAGGAGAGUAUUCGACACUGCUGCAGGGGUUGAUCCUUCUCGGCAUGCGACAGAUCAAGCAGUUGGGGUGCAACGCAUGCUUGCUCGACUAUAUGGACGGAGACGGCAACUUCGACGGCUUCUCGGCAAUGGGGUUCGAUGUCAUGCAUACCUUUGAGGAAGUUAGCUGCGAUGCUGCAACAUGGACCAUGGUCCCACCCGCUUGA
Alternaria atra is the source of this 2730-nucleotide messenger RNA. RefSeq lists its product as uncharacterized. Gene Ontology annotation, molecular function: acyltransferase activity, transferring groups other than amino-acyl groups; hydrolase activity, hydrolyzing O-glycosyl compounds. The coding region runs from base 1 to 2730 and encodes 909 amino acids. NCBI's taxonomy places the organism in Eukaryota, Fungi, Ascomycota, Dothideomycetes, Pleosporales, Pleosporaceae. The record is from RefSeq and is a predicted model, not a curated record. The transcript is spliced from 5 exons. Gene Ontology annotation, biological process: carbohydrate metabolic process; peptidoglycan turnover.